AUGUCUGUCUCUGAACCACCCUUUGAUCUCAUCCCAGCCGGCUUUGGCGUCGUUCCAACGCCCAGGAGUGUCCUGCAGAAGAUUGGAUCCAUCACCCCACGACAGCCACCAAGGCGGAAUGCUCAGGUGACCAUGGAUCCCAAUCUCCUCCGACAGAUGCAAUAUUUCUCGGUUCCCAAUAACCAGACCUCCAACCGUAGUGACCAGUCUGUUGACCCAGCGGGGUCGUCUUCCACGCAGCCAACCUCCCUCUGGGACCCCCUCGCUCUCAAUGUCGAUGGCACGCUAGCAGGUUCGUCGACGAUACCGUCGAAUUUCUCAUUUGGGAACUAUCCUCAGUCCACGGCCCCGACGACGCCAUCCUUCAGUGCCUCGACGCUCGGUCACCCUCUAUACGGACAGGCGCCUAGACCUAUCUUGCCGACGAGGACACCGAGGUCGAGGGACGGACGUGAGAGGAAACGCUCAAAACUGAGCACCGAGUCGACGCCCUUUGAUUCGGUCGACUACUGGCUGCAGUUUGACGGCAAUCAGGACCCCGUGGCGGACAGUUCAAGUGCUGAACCAUCCGUCUCAAACAUGUCGAACCCGCAUAAGAGGAGCCGGACGGCGGCCUCACAACAAGCGUCAAACCCACCGGCGGCAGCAGGUUCCUCUUCCAAUGCGCCAUUGAAAGCAGAGGAGUCGGCCGACGAUACAGCCUUGGAGAAGGCCCUAUCAGACGAGGAUGACCUGUUUUCUAUGAGCUUGGCGGAUCAAAUGUCCAAGAUUGAGUCCAUGCCACCGGCAGAUAUACCACAGCGGGAGGGGCUCUACUCAACACCCCUGAGCUGGGAGAAACCUCAGAUGGGACUCCGUUUCGAUUCUCUCAUGGGGCUGCAGCCGCCGUCAUUGAACGAGGCAGAACAACGGCGGCUGAUAGCGAUAGCAAUGAACUCGGGCAGCUCUAUGGGCGGGCUGGGCUCCGAUAUCCCCUUCAGUUUUGGGGCGGCCUACCCUCCCAACUUCAGCUCAGGGUUCGGAAGCAUGGGGAUGGACCAGAUCACCGACAUGGCACCACACCCGAAACCCGAGCCGCCAGAGGACUCGGACCAGAAUGCUGAGGGAUCAUCCUCGCGCGCGCAGGCGUCAUCAGCCAAGCCGAGCGCAUCAGACAAGGGCAAGGAGAAGGCCCUACCCAUCCCGGGCGACAGGACGGCGCACAACGAUAUCGAGCGUAAAUAUCGCACGAAUCUGAAGGACAAGAUCUCGGAGCUCCGAGACGCGGUUCCAGCACUGCGCACGAUACCUGAGAACUCGGUCGAUGACGGGGACAGCUCCAACAACCCGUCGAGAGCACCCAAAGUCAGCAAGGGAACUGUGCUGACCAAGGCCACGGAGUACAUCCACUACCUUGAGAAGAAGAACAAAGCCAUUAUGCAGCAACACCAGGAGUUGUCGAGGCGGCUGCAGGCCUUUGAGCAGCUGCUCAACGCUACCGCCCGACCAUCCUACCAGAUGCCGAUGUACAGCCGGACUUUAUUCGAUCCCAGAGCAUUCUGUUAA
Molecule: messenger RNA, 1545 nt
Organism: Thyridium curvatum
Lineage: Eukaryota; Fungi; Ascomycota; Sordariomycetes; Thyridiales; Thyridiaceae
Exons: 4
Coding region: 1-1545 (514 amino acids)
Molecular function (GO): protein dimerization activity
Source: RefSeq, a predicted model, not a curated record